CUGGAUUGGAAAGAGUAGCUGAACUUGAACCAGUGAUCUGAAAUGGUUGCUUAACCCAGCUGCACCACAACACUGGCCCCUAAAGAUUAACUCUAAGGUCACAAUAAAUUGAAAGGAAGAUGCCGAGUUUCCUCAUUGAAUUCCUUGCCUACACAUACAGGUCCUUCUGCAUGAUCAACAUCUCCUACCAGAGCAAUAGCUUUGUUACAGACGAUGAACCCUCAUCAACACAACAAGAUCACCUGAAGUCCAUAGUUUCCACACAGUUGGUGUUGCUACGAGGCUAUGAGUCUGGACAAAUGAAACCUUGGAAUUCUGCUUCUGGCUGUUCUUGGAAGUGGAACUUGGCUCCCAGUCUUGUGUGGAGCCCUUAGUGAUUCUAUUGCCUCCAACCAGUCACCUUGUCGGUAACGUUUCCUCUGAGAACAGAAGCAAGAAUAUUUCACUAACAAAAUGAAGACUUUGUUCAUUUUGUUUGUCCUGUUCCUUUGGACUGAAACAUUGGCAGACCAGAGCCCAGGGCCAGGCCCUCAGUAUGCAGACGUGGUGUUCCUGGUGGACAGCUCCGACCACCUGGGCAUUAAAAACUUCCCCUUCGUGAAAACCUUCCUGAACAAAAUGAUCGCCAGCCUCCCCAUCGAGGCCAACAAGUACCGCGUGGCGCUGGCCCAGUACAGCGAGCAGCUCCACAGCGAGUUCCAGCUGGGCACGUUCAAGGGCAAGGGCCCCAUGCUCAAUCACAUCAGGAAUAACUUCGGCUUCAUGGGCGGCUCCCUGCGCCUCGGGAACGCACUCAGGGAGGCGCACCAGACCUACUUCUCCGCGUCCGCUCAGGGCCGGGACAAGAAGCAGUUCCCACCCAUUCUGGUGGUGCUGGCUUCUGCCACAUCUGAGGAUGACGUAGAAGAGGCGGCAGAGGCCCUGCGCCAAGACGGGGUGCGAAUCAUCUCCGUGGGGGUGCAGAGAGCUGCGGAGGACGACCUGAAGGCCAUGGCCACGGCUGGGUUCCACUUCCACCUUCGGACAGUCAGAGACCUGAGCACGUUCUCUCAGAACAUGACGCAAGCCAUCAGGGACGCGGUGCAGCACAGACCCACAGGCCACCCUGCCGACCUGGAAGGCCCCUUCCCUGAACCCUGCCGGAAAGACUCAUUGACUGACCUCAUGUUCUUGGUGGAUGAGUCGUUUGGGAGCACCCAAAAUCUCAGGAACCUGCAGACAUUUCUGGAGAACCUCACCAGCUCCUUGGACGUGAAGGAAAACUGUGUGCAACUGGGGUUGAUGAGUUACAGUGGCAGCACCCAGGUGCUGGCUUCUCUCAAUUCAAGCAGAAGCCAGUCUGAAUUCCAGCAGCAAAUCCAGAAGCUGUCUGUCCGGGCUGGGAGAGCCAAUCUGGAGGCCGCCAUAGAGCAGCUGAGGAGAGAAGGCUUCUCGGAGGCCAGUGGCAGCAGAAGGGCCCAGGGGGUGCCCCAGAUCGCAGUGGUGGUCACCAACAGGCCAUCGGAUGACCCAGUGCGUGAUGCAGCAUUCAGGCUUCGGCUGGAGGGUGUCACUGUGUUUGCUAUGAACAUGCAAGGAGCUAAUGAAACUCAGCUGGAAGAAAUAGUGUCUUACCCUCCUCGGCAGACUAUUUCGCCGCUGACAUCCUAUGCAGGCCUGGGAAAUUACUCCAAGACAUUCCUGAAAAAGCUCCAGAGUGAAAUAUGGUCCCAGAUUUCUACUCAAGGGGAACAACUGGAACUUGAUAAAACAGGCUGUGUAGAUACAAAGGAAGCUGACAUCUAUUUUCUCAUUGAUGGCUCGGGCAGCAUCAGUGGAAGUCAGUUUGAGCAGAUCAAGAAAUUUAUGUUGGAGGUGACAGACAUGUUUAACAUCGGUCCAGAUAGAAUCCGUGUGGGCGUGGUGCAGUAUUCAUCCGACGGCGCAGUGGAAUUCGACAUUGAUGUCUAUAGGGAUAACAUUGGAGUAAGAAAGGCCAUUGACAACAUCAAGCAACAGAAAGGUGGCACCAACACUGGGAAAGCCCUGGAUUUCACCCUGCACAUCAUGAGGAAGGGAAGGCAUGCCAGGGGGAGGGAGGUUCCCUGUUACCUCAUCGUGCUGACCGAUGGACAGUCUCAGGAUGAGGUGGCAGAGCCUGCGAAGAGAGUAAGGGAUGAGCAAAUCACCAUUCACGCAGUCGGCAUUGGGGAAGCCAACAUGGAAGAACUGGUACAGAUUGCUGGCACCGAAGAAAAGGUUAAUUUUGGACAGAACUUUGAUUCUUUGAAAAACAUCAAAAAUGAAGUUGUUCAUCGCAUCUGCAAAGAGAAAGGGUGUGAAGACAUGAAAGCUGACAUCAUGUUUCUUGUGGAUGGUUCGAGCAGUAUAGGGUAUACAAACUUUGAGAAAAUGCAAACCUUCAUGCAAACCCUGUUAACGAAGAUUCAGAUCGGUGCAGAUAAAGCUCAGAUUGGUGUCGCUCAGUUCAGUCAUUAUAAUAAGGAAGAGUUUCCACUUAACAAGUUCUCUACCCAACAAGAGAUUUCAGACGAAAUAGGCAGAAUGAAUCUCAUCACUGGAAACACUCUGACGGGAAGUGCGCUCAGGUUUAUAGAGCCAUACUUCACCCCGUCCAAGGGCGCCCGGCCCGGCGUCAGAAAGUUCCUCAUUCUCAUCACGGAUGGAGAAGCCCAGGACGACGUGCGAGAACCUGCUGCAGCUCUGCGGGACCAGGGCGUGAUCAUCUUCUCGGUGGGGGUGUACGGAGCCAACCGCACGCAGCUGGAGGAGAUCAGCGGGGACGGCAGCCUGGUUUUCUAUGUGGAGAACUUUAAAGACCUAAAGGAUAUAGAAAAUAAACUCAUCUUCCGCGUGUGUACUCUCCAUGACUGUAAAAGGAUCAUGCUGUUGGAUGUUGUGUUUGUGUUGGACCAUUCACUCAGCAUAACGUCAGAGCAGCAAGACAGCAUGCUUAACCUAACGACCCAUUUGGUGAAGAAGUCGGAUGUGGGGAGGGACCGAGUUCAGUUUGGAGCCCUCAUAUAUUCUGAUGAUCCCAAAGUCCUCUUCUACCUGAACACGUACUCAAACCGCUCCGCAAUUAUUGAGGCUCUGAGGAAGGGCAGGAUUACCAAGGGAAGCACCUACACUGCCAGGGCUCUCAAUCACUCACUCACCCUGUUCCAGGAGGAACAUGGCAGCCGCAUCAAGCAGAACGUGAAGCAGAUGCUAAUUGUCGUCACAGAUGGGGCAUCCACUGAUUCGCCUCAGCUCAAUGACACCGCAUGGAAACUCAGGAGCAAAGGCAUCAGCAUCAUGGCGGUGGGCGUGGGAGCAGCCAACCAAAACGAACUGGAGAUAAUAGCAGGGAGUAAAGCAAACACCAUCCAUGUCGAAAACUUUGAUAAACUGAAAGAUGUAUAUCUGCCCUUACAAGAAAGUAUGUGUAACAAUGCACAAGAGGUUUGCAGCCUUCAGGAAGCUGAUGUGGUUUUCCUUUUUGAUGGCUCUGAUAUGGUCUCUGACUCAGGGUUUGUUACCAUGACAACCUUCCUGUCAGACUUAAUUGAUAAUUUUGACAUCCAGUCUCGGAGAAUGAAAAUCGGAAUGGCUCAAUUUGGGAGUCGCUACCAGAAAAUUAUUGAGUUGGAAAGCUCUCUCACUCAAAGUCAGUGGAAGGCACAAUUUCAGACCGUCACCAAGAUUAAAGGGCCACCUCGCAUCAACUUGGCCCUCCGUAACGUGCGUAGCAUGUUUGACCCAAGUGCCAGUGGGAGAAGAAACGCUGGUGUUCCCCAGAUGCUGGUGGUCAUUGUAUCUGGGGACCUACGCUAUAACGUGGUGGGUGCCAGGGAAGCCCUGAAAGCCCUGAGAGCCCUUGGCAUUUGCGUCCUGGCGUUGGGCAUUGGGGAUGUCCGUAAAGAUCAGCUGCUGCCCAUAACAGGCAACCCGGAAAAAAUAUUCACCUACGGCAACUUCGAUAAACUCAGUGAUGUGGAUGUGAAAAAAAGGAUGGUCCGUGAAAUUUGCCAGAGCUGCGGGAAGACCAGAUGCUUUGUGGACGUCGUGGUUGGAUUCGACAUUUCCACUCACCUACAGGGGCAGCCUUUGUUCCAGGGCCACCCCCGGCUGGAGUCACACCUCCCAGGCAUCUUAGAGGACAUCACCUCCAUCAAGGGGGUGAGCUGUGGGGCUGGUGCGGACACGCAGGUGAGCCUGGCCUUUAAGGUGAACAGCGACCAAGAAUUCCCGGCCAAGUUUCAAAUCUACCAGACAGCAGUCUUUGACAGCUUGCUGCGUGUUACCGUCAGUGGUCCAACUCGUCUGAAUGCCCAGUUCUUGGAGUCGCUGUGGGACACAUUCGAUGAUCGAUCUGCCUCCCGUGGACAGGUGCUACUCAUCUUUUCUGAUGGUCUGCAGGGAGAAAGCAUCACAGUGCUGGAGGACCAAGCAGACAGGCUCAGAGAAGCAGGACUAGAUGCUCUGUUCGUGGUUUCCCUUAACACAACUGCUCAUGAUGAGUUUUCCAGCUUUGAGUUUGGAAAAGGCUUUCAUUACAGGACUUACCUGAACAUUGGGAUGACUGAAGUGGGCAGAAUGCUCUCCCAGUACCUGGGGAACAUUGCAGAAAGGACUUGCUGCUGUACGUUUUGUAAAUGUCCAGGAGUUCCAGGACCGCAGGGGCCCCGAGGACAGCUAGCCUUGAAGGGUUCUACAGGCCUGAAGGGCAACAGAGGCCACAGGGGCGAGGAUGGAGAUCCUGGCAGGCGAGGGGACACUGGACUCCCAGGAGACAAAGGGAUUGCAGGCUGCCAAGGGGAGCGGGGCCAGAAGGGAGCCAAAGGAUUCUCUGGACAGAAGGGAGAACACGGAGAGAAUGGGCUGGACGGCCUGGAUGGGGAGGAGGGCGUUCGUGGAUUUCCUGGAGAAAAGGGAGAGAAAGGAGAGCUUGGCUUUCAGGGCAGCCCAGGUUCCAGAGGUCCCCCUGGGGCAAAUGGAGGAAAGGGCUUCCGAGGGGAUCCUGGUAACCCAGGACAAGCCAGUAACAUCAAAGGACUAAAGGGCUCCAAAGGAGGACAAGGAAGACAAGGUAGAGCUGGACUGAAAGGGAUGCCUGGCAGCCCUAGUUCCCAAGGAAGCGAGGGAAGAGAAGGACGGAGAGGGCUGCAAGGUGCCGUGGGGGUGCCAGGAAGUCUUGGACCACAAGGGAUGCAGGGAGCUGCAGGAUUACAGGGCCCACAGGGGUCAAGCGGAAGUCCUGGAACAAAAGGAGAAGAGGGCAGCCAGGGCCACAAAGGACCACAGGGUUUGCCUGGGCUGGCGGGACCUAAAGGAAGCACCGGACGACCUGGACUUUGGGGGAAGAAGGGAGAGCCUGGAGUUCCUGGAGUCCAAGGACCAGUGGGCCCAACUGGACAGCGAGGAAGACAGGGAGAUGAUGGCACCCCGGGUUACGGUGACAUGGGACGGAAAGGAGCAAAGGGCCCACGAGGACCCCCUGGAGACAUGGGGCAGAAGGGCGAAGUUGGUGAUCCUGGUGUUCCUGGAGGACCCGGCCCCAAAGGAUUUCGGGGACUAACACUCACUGUGGGUUUGCAAGGCGGAAGAGGAUCUCCAGGGUCCCCAGGACCCCCUGGUCGGAGAGGUCCAAAAGGCAUGGCGGGACUGCCAGUGUAUUCUCAGUGUGACUUGAUUCAGUUUGUGCGGGACCACAGUGCUUGCUGGGAAGGAAAGUGUCCAGUAUAUCCAACAGAACUGGUGUUUGCCCUGGACCAAUCCUCUGGGAUCACAGAACAGAGAUUUAAUGAGACAAGGGACAUGAUUGCUUCCAUUAUCAGUGACCUAAACAUUAGGGAAAGUAACUGUCCAGUAGGGGCCAAAGUCACCGUGUUGUCCUAUGACUCCAACGUCAGCUACCUCAUCCGCGGGUCUGACUACCACAGCAAGCGGCAGCUUCUCCAGUUUCUUUCCCAGAUAAGAUACCAGGCCCCCACAGAAGCCCGUGACAUUGGUCAUGCCAUGAGGUACGUGGCCCGCCAUGUCUUCAAGAGAACAAGAGCGGGAGCCAACGUGAGGAGAGUGGCCGUGUUUUUCAGCAAUGGUGCCGCAACCAGUAGGUCGUCCAUCAUCACAGCCACCAUGGAGUUCAAUGCCCUGGACAUUAGCCCUGCCGUCUUUGCCUUCAAUGAAAGAGGUUUUCUUGAUGAAGCCUUCAGGUUUGAUGACACUGGAACAUUCCAGGUGAUUCCAGUUCCUCCAAAUGGUGAAUAUGAACCAUUGGAAAGACUUCAGCGCUGCACGCUUUGCUAUGAUAAAUGUUUCGCGAAUGCCUGUGCCAGAGAAAUUCUCUUGCCUGAAGAUUCAUACAUGGAUGUAGCCUUCCUCAUUGACAAUUCUCGGAAUCUAGCAAGUGAUGAGUUCAAGGCUUUGAAAGACAUGGUGAGCCUCAUGAUCGACAACUUCAACAUUGCUUCCGAUCCUUUGGUCUCAGACUCUGGUGAUCGGGUUGCUUUGCUAAGCUAUCCCGCUUGGAGCAGGUCCAGGAGAAAUAAGACUGCAGUGAAAACAGAGUUUGACUUUACAAUGUACAGCAACCAAGCACUAAUGAAAGACUACAUCCAGACUUCCCUCCAACAGCUAAACGGAGAAGCCGCCAUUGGUCAUGCCCUGAUGUGGACCAUGGAAAACCUCUUUUCUGAAGCACAUUCAAGAAGGCACAAGGUGAUAUUUGUGGUCUCAGCUGGAGAGAACCAUGAGAAACAGGAGUUUGUAAGAAAGGUGGCACUGAGGGCCAAGUGCCAAGGCUACGUCAUAUUUGUGAUUUCUCUGGGCUCCACACCCACAUAUGACCUGGAGGAGUUAGCCAGCCACCCAGCAGAUCACCACCUGAUACAGCUUGGCAGAAUCCAUAAGCCAGAUCUGAACUAUAUUGUGAAGUUCUUAAAGCCGUUUGUACAUGCAGUCCGACGAGGGUUCAACUCGUACCCACCCCCGGUGCUUGAGGAUGCCUGCAGACUCAUUAAUUCAGAAAAAGAAGAUGGUCCAAACCGUGAUGUCCAAUUUAUUAAUGAGCUCCUUGAGAUUUCUUCAGAUGAGAACAGCUUCUUCAGCCAGGAAUUAAUUGCUGGAAAAGACUCCUCCUUUCUCUUGGAAGACAAUGGACACGGCCAUUUGGUUUACAUUCCAAGCCAAAUGGUAGAACCAAAGAUAUUAGCGAAUAACUAUGACAGCGAUCAAGGACCUACAGCCAAUGCUGCAUUAAAGAGUCCGGUCAUUGACCAUGAAAAACAUGGCAGAACAGAAGAAUCCAAUCUUUCUUUUAAACCUGAGGAUAUCUCUCUUCAAGAAUAUUACAUGGAUGUGGCAUUUCUCAUUGAUGCUUCCCAACGAGUGGGGGAUGAUGAAUUCAAGCAAGUGAAAGCAUUUGUAACCUCCGUGCUUGAUUACUUUCACGUCACCCCUGACCCACUGACCUCCAUCAUAGGAGACAGGGUGGCCGUGCUCAGCUACUCUCCUUCAGGAUACAGGCCCAACACGGAGGACUGCCCCGCUUACCUGGAAUUUGAUUUGCUUACCUAUAACAGUAGGGACCAAAUGAAGCAUCACCUCCUAGACUCCGUGCAACAGCUCAACGGAGAUGCUUUUACGGGUCAUGCCCUGCAAUGGACGAUUGACAACGUCUUUGUAGGAACUCCCAACCUUAAGAAAAACAAAGUUAUCUUCAUCGUAUCUGCUGGUGAAACCAAUCCUGUAGACAAGGAGGUCUUGAGGAACGUGUCUCAGAGAGCCAAGUGUCAAGGCUACACCAUAUUUGUGUUUUCCUUUGGUCCUACACACAGUGACAAGGAAUUAGAAGAACUAGCCAGCCAGCCUCUGGAUCACCACUUAGUCCAGCUUGGCCGAACCCAUAAACCAGAUUUCAACUAUGUCAUCAAGUUUCUCAGGCCUUUUGUGCAUUCGAUCAGACGUGCCAUUAACAGCUAUCCUUCAGAUGAUCUGAGAGCCAAAUGCCCCAAUGUCACCUAUCCCAGUCCAGAAAGCACCGACACAGAGAACACAGUCUUUCUUAUUCCUGAGGUAUAUGAAAUAGAGAGAGAUGACAGUGGGCUGUUCGGUGAGCCCGGCUCCUGGGAACGGCAUUUCUCAGCGUUAGGAAACAACCAGAGGAACGAUUCUCAGACUGUGAUGGGUCUAAUGCAGAAGCUGUACAUGCUCUUCUCAACGGGAGACAUGAUGCUGAAAGACAAGGGCGAGGCACAGCCGGAAGAAACUCCGGCCCCUGUGAGUGAUCAACAGGACAGGAAAGACGGUGAAAGCACAGGGUGAUCGCGCAGGAGAGUGCCUCUGUUGCCCUGUUCCAGUGUGUUCCAUGUGGUUCCAAUCAGAAAUUCUACAGCAUCUAUUAGAGGCAGAGCAGUAAGUGGCAGAAGUGCUUAAUGAAAACAAUUUGCUAAGAACAUCCUGCAUGUGUCCCCCGCGUCGGAUCUGCGGGAGCAGCGUUUCCAAGUGCAGACGUGCGCGUGCGCGCUCGAGGGCCAGGAACGGUCACGUGUCUCCCGACAGCGAGGCAGCCUGACCACGAAUAAUGAACAGAAUCUUGUGUUCGCCAGCUCUGCGUGAACAAGGUGCUAAUUUUGAUGCUGUGUCAGUGGCGUUCUCAUCUCCAGCCCAGCUCGGACUCUGGGGUAGAAGGUUCUGAAGCGGAAUUUCAGAGGGAUGUCUCCUGCCCGCUCACGGGAGUGGAAGCAUGCCCUGGCCUUCAGUUCCAUGUGACCCUGAUGCUGUAUCUAGCGCCCGUUGAAACCCACUGGCCAGGCUGGCCCCUCCCGCAGCCCUGUGCUGUUCCAGAACACUUGCAGCAGGGUAGAGAUCACAAGGCAGAAGACGACUGUUGAGUGCUGUGUCUCGCUUGGCUUUCAGCAAGCUUUGCUCUGCGCAUACUUUACUUUUGCUGUCGAAACAAUUACGGAAAAGCUUGAAUAUUCUGCGAGGCCAGGGCUGUUGGGAAGCACAGUGUAAUGAAAGAUAAUUUCUGAAAUAAAAGUAAGUCUGACCUGGCAAUUUGUUCUGUUCAUUUGUUUUUAACUGUCGUCUGCCUCAAACCCAUUAGAAUAACAGUACAAGACUGAACGCUUCUGGAAGAUAUGCACAGA
Ochotona curzoniae (black-lipped pika) is the source of this 9134-nucleotide messenger RNA. RefSeq names its product collagen type VI alpha 5 chain (gene COL6A5). Gene Ontology annotation, biological process: extracellular matrix organization. The record is from RefSeq and is a predicted model, not a curated record. Gene Ontology annotation, molecular function: extracellular matrix structural constituent conferring tensile strength. The transcript is spliced from 43 exons. Bases 454 to 8307 code for a protein of 2617 amino acids. Lineage: Eukaryota; Metazoa; Chordata; Mammalia; Lagomorpha; Ochotonidae.